Lactuca sativa (garden lettuce) is the source of this 1677-nucleotide messenger RNA. RefSeq names its product F-box protein At5g07610. The record is from RefSeq and is a predicted model, not a curated record. Gene Ontology annotation, molecular function: protein binding. Lineage: Eukaryota; Viridiplantae; Streptophyta; Magnoliopsida; Asterales; Asteraceae.
AACUAAUACAAAAGGUAUUUUGUAUUCACAACUGCUAAGAACUAAAACCUCGACAAAGCCUGUACUUAGAGACUCAAUCAAUUAGAAGAAAAAUGUCAAUGAUGAAAAGUUGAAAACCACAUAAUUUUUUCAACCACCGACCAUUUCCAAGAUUAUGGAAAAAUUCAAGUCAACGUCAACCAAGCUUUGGCAAAGCUUCCAUGGCAAUCUACUUAUAUGUUUACUCAAUGACUUCCAUGACAAUCUUUCACCAUAAAAUUUAAGAAAAAAAAAACCCUUAAAUACCCUAUUCUUCAAGGCCUUCAACUCACUCCCAAAAUGGUGAACACCAGAGCUAAAAUAAAGAAAAUCAAGAACACCAUAAACCUCUGGUUCUCGGAGGCUGCCAUGGCGGACUCCAAUCAUCUGUCAACAGAAUCUGGAGCUUUGAUCGGUUCCAAUGACGAUCUUUUAAUCGAAAUCCUUCUCCGAUUGCCUGUUACCUCUGUUCUUCGAUUCAAAUCUGUAUCCAAACACUGGCGUUCCCUUUUGAGUCACCUGCGUUUUACCCUUCUGUAUAAAAAUGCUUCAUCCUCUCCUGGCCUUUUUGUUCGCAAUCUGUAUAUUCCAUUUGAUGAUGAGAACCGAAGUACUCCUCCAUUUCGUGAUCUCGACUUCUAUCCUGAUCCUUGUGGUAUUAGAAUCGUGCAAUCUUGUAAUGGAUUACUGCUUUGUUGUAGCCAUCGGGGGGAAGAACGUGUUCAUAAAUAUUACGUAUUUAAUCCCACCACUAAGCAAUUUGCAGUCAUCCCAUCAGUUCUCGGAGGCGUGGCUGUUCGGAAAGCCAUUUAUUUUAUGGGUCUGGCAUUUCAUCAAACAGAUUCUGUUCACUACAAGCUUGUUUGCUUUCACCGUGCUAACCGUGGUGAGCCAUUUAAGAUUCAAAUCUAUUCAUCUGAUACCAGGAAAUGGAAGAUUUCAGAUCAAUCUUUCUCUUUGUCUGCUCCUUAUUAUGCAUCCUUCCACUACAUAGUUUAUUGGAAUCAAGCAAUCCAUUGGGCUCCAUGUUGUGUUAAUCCAUUGUACUUUAAGCUCGACAUAGAAGAGUUGCAAUCACUCCCAUUGCCGAUGAUGCCGGAGGCAUCUUCUGAAGGUUAUGAAAACGGGGAUAUGCCCCUUUACUUUGGGGAGUCACGAGGCCAUCUGCAUUUCGUGGAGGCCGCCGAUCGCAGUGUGAGCCAUUUACAGCUGAACGUGUACGACAUGUUGAACGAUCAUUCUGGGUGGUUUCUCAAGUAUCGAGUAGACCUUGAUGAGCUUCCGGAUGCUUACCCAGAGAUGAUUAGGGACUAUUUAGAUCCAUCGAGCCAGGGUUAUUAUGAAUUUGAAGUGUUUGAUGUGGUUAGGGGCGAAAGAGAAGAUGAAACAUUCAUGGUGAUUAGAAUUCCAGGGAGGAUCAUAAGAUUCAAUGUUGUGGAUAAGAGUUUCAAACAGAUAUCUGAUCAAAUCUAUUUACAUGGACUGACUGGACAUGUGAAUGUUCAUCGUUAUAUUGAAUCUUUGGUUUCUUUCUAAUACGAGUAAUGUCCAAUUUCAAUAUUCCAUCUGUUACUAUUUCUUUAUCAAGAAUAAAAGAAGGGUAACUCGCUAUUAAAAUCAUGUUCAAUUCAAGGUUUUUACAUAGCUUUUUACUUUUUC